Messenger RNA from Marmota flaviventris (yellow-bellied marmot), 519 nucleotides. The record is from RefSeq and is a predicted model, not a curated record. Lineage: Eukaryota; Metazoa; Chordata; Mammalia; Rodentia; Sciuridae.
AUGCUCUCCCGAGCUGCCUGGAGCUCUGUGCUGAGAAGAGGAGGACUUGGAACUCGAGGGACACACAGCCCAGGAGGCCCUGCCUCCCGUGCCCAGGGGAAGAUGACCCCCUACACCAACUACUUCGCCCAGCGCUCCUACCCCAUGCCCGACGAGCCCUUCUGCACCCAGCUCAACGCCGAGCAGCGGGCCCUGAAGGAGAAGGAGAAGGGCAGCUGGACCCAGCUGAGCCACGCCGAGAAGGUGGCCUUGUACCGGCUCCAGUACCACCAGACCUUCGCGGAGAUGAACCGGCGCUCCAACGAGUGGAAGACGGUGAUGGGCUGCGUCUUCUUCUUCAUUGGGUUGACGGCCCUGCUGAUUUGGUGGCAGCGUGUUUACGUGUUCCCUGAGAAGCCUGUCACCCUGACGGACGAGUGGAAGGCCCAGCAGCUUCAGCGCAUCCUGGACAUGAAGGGCAACCCGGUGCAAGGCCUGGCCUCGCGGUGGGACUACGAGAAAAAGGAGUGGAGGAAGUGA